Messenger RNA from Penicillium coprophilum, 684 nucleotides. RefSeq names its product MT-A70 family. Gene Ontology annotation, cellular component: nucleus; RNA N6-methyladenosine methyltransferase complex. The record is from RefSeq and is a predicted model, not a curated record. Bases 1 to 684 code for a protein of 227 amino acids. NCBI's taxonomy places the organism in Eukaryota, Fungi, Ascomycota, Eurotiomycetes, Eurotiales, Aspergillaceae. The transcript has a single exon. Gene Ontology annotation, molecular function: methyltransferase activity.
AUGGACCCGCCCUGGCCAAAUAAAUCCGUGCGGCGCAGCAGACACUACCAAACACACCACUAUUCCGAGAUGGAUGUGCUUACUGAAGGAUUACGAGAUAUACUACGUGUACACUCGCAUGACCCUAAAAUAAACCAGGGGCUACAACAUUCUGAAACACAGACUGGUCGCCCGACUCAAAGUGAACAGUCUAUAGCUGCUAUAUGGAUCACGAAUGCGGAAAAGGCCCGGCGAGCAGCAUACGAGGCCUUGAGCGGUGCAGGAUUUUGUAUAUGUGAGGAAUGGGUCUGGGUCAAGACUACGUGGGACGGACGACCGAUCACAGCACUGGACGGGCUCUGGCGAAAACCGUAUGAGAUCCUUGUCAUUGGCCGCAAGAGUGGGCUUAAUGUCAAUGUCAACGCUCAGGCUAGCAGUACAACACCCCUGUCUCAAGUGGAUGAUCUGACACGGAUAAGUGAGGCCAUCACCACGAGACGAGUCAUCGCUGCGGUUCCAGACUUGCAUUCUCGUAAACCAAACCUGAAAUCUAUUUUCGAGGAUGUGUUUUUCACCGAGGUUGGUCAGCUCCAGGACUAUUAUGCCCUCGAGGUGUUUGCACGUAACUUGACCGCUGGCUGGUGGGCUGCUGGUAAUGAGGUCCUCCGGUUCAAUGCCCGUGAAUGCUGGGUUGAUCUUGGAUAG